Molecule: messenger RNA, 1919 nt
Organism: Pollicipes pollicipes
Lineage: Eukaryota; Metazoa; Arthropoda; Thecostraca; Pollicipedomorpha; Pollicipedidae
Product: WD repeat-containing protein 46
Exons: 12
Coding region: 143-1876 (577 amino acids)
Biological process (GO): maturation of SSU-rRNA from tricistronic rRNA transcript (SSU-rRNA, 5.8S rRNA, LSU-rRNA)
Cellular component (GO): 90S preribosome; nucleolus; small-subunit processome
Molecular function (GO): protein binding
Source: RefSeq, a predicted model, not a curated record
GCGGCGCAGGAGCAGAGGCGAAGCACGGCAAGUAUUAUUCCCGGCGUGCACCGUUCCCGGUCGCGUCCCACGGGGGUCCUCCACGUGCGGUGAUUUGUGGAGUGAAGAAAACCAGUAAUUUGUUGUAUUGAAAGCAUAAAUAAUGGAUUCAUCAAAUGUCCCAGCUGUGGGACCAACAAAGAAAGAAAGAAGGAAGAUGCGCCAGGCAGGCAGAGUCCCACACAAGCUCAAAGAGCUUUCUGCAGCUACGAAUGUUUUGAAGAGCAACAAAAAGAAAAAAACAAGCAGGCAGCCAUGGAACAGGCCGAGAGAUGUUGAGGAUGAUCCAUUCCCAGGCGACGUGCCACACUCAGACGCACGGCUGGACAAGUACGACUGGGGCGACGGCCUGGACGUGUCGGCCGUACGGCGCGGGCCGCACCAGCAGCGCGCGCGCCGGCGCGAGCGGCUGGCCGAGCAGGCGCUUCAUCAGAUGGCCACCAGCGAACUGCUGCUGCAGGAGGAGUCCGGGUACCUGGAGGCGGACGAGGGCGAGGACACUGUCGAUAUCUCGCAAGAGGAGAUCGUCGGCGCCGUCGACAUCACGUCGGCGACCAAGCGGUUCGACCUGCGGCUGCGGGAGUUCGGCCCGUACAGCGUCGACUACACGCGGAACGGACGCCACCUGGUGAUGGGCGGCGCGCUCGGCCACGUGGCCGCCUUCGACUGGGUUACCAAGCGGCUCAUGUGUGAGGUUGCCGUCGGAGAGUCCGUACACGAUGUCAAGUGGCUUCACAACGAGAACAUGUUCGCGGUGGCACAGAAGGAGUGGGUGUUUGUGUACGACAGCCAGGGAACGGAGCUGCACUGCCUCAAGAAACUCUACCGCACGCUCAAAAUGGAAUUCCUGCCGUACCACUUUCUGCUGACAACCUGCAGCGAGCGCGGCUACCUCAGCUGGCUGGACGUCAGCACGGGCAAGAUGGUGGCGCAGACGCAGACGCGUAUGGGCAGGCUGGGCGUGAUGUGUCAGAACCCGGCCAGCGCGGUGGUGUGCCUGGGUCACGCGCGCGGCGUCGUCAGCCUGUGGACGCCCGGCCUCUCGGAGCCGGCGGCCAAGGUGCUCUGUCACCCGCACCCGGUGCAGGCGGUGGCCGUCGACCACAGUGGCGUGUACAUGGCUACGGCCAGCGUGGACCGGACGGUCAAGCUGUGGGACUUGCGAACCUACGGCUGCCUGCAGUCGUACCGGCUGGGCGCCGGGGCCAGCCACCUGCAGUGGAGCCAGAAGCACCUGCUGGCCGCCGCCGUCGGCAACACGGUCGAGGUGUACCGGGACUGCGUGUCCACGCCGCCGGACCGACCCUACCUGCGACACCGCAUGUCGGGCAGCGUCAGUGGCUUGCAGUUCUGCCCGUACGAGGACGUGCUGGGCGUCGGACACCGCGACGGCUUCACCAGCAUACUGGUGCCCGGCGCCGGCCAGGCCAACUUCGAUGCGUACGAGAGCAAUCCGUACCAAACGAAGAAGCAGCGUCGCGAGGCCGAGGUCAAGCAGCUGCUGGAGAAGGUCCAGCCGGAGUUGAUCACGCUGGAGCCGGCAGAGCUGGGCCAGGUGGACACGGCCACUCUCCAGGAGAAGGUGGCCGCCAAACAGAAGCUGCUGUACGUGAAGGCGCCCAAGAUCGACUUCCAGCCGCGAAACAAGACCAAGGGGCGCAGCAAGGCCGGCAAGAUGGCCGCCCGCAAGAAGGGCGUCAUCGGUCUGGAGCAGAGGAAAUACCUCAAGGAAGCGAAGAAAGCGUCUCAAAAGCUGGUGAACGCGGAGAAGAAGCCUGCAAAGUCUGCUGCGGUCCAGCGGGCGGUGCUGGACAGGUUCAAGAGGAAGCCCAUGUAAAGCGGUGCUCGUCCAGUCGAAAAAUAUAUCUCUGGAAUGAACG